AUGCGAAAAAUACAACGUGCGCUCAUCAGUGUCUACGACAAAACUAACCUCUUAGAGAUAGCCAAUGCCCUCGCACAACGGGGUGUGGAAAUCCUCUCCACCGGCGGCACUGCCCGGCACCUGCGAGACGCUGGAAUUAACAUCCUUGAUGUUUCUGACUACACCGGCUUUCCUGAAAUGCUGGAUGGUAGAGUCAAGACACUCCACCCCAAAAUUCAUGGAGGGCUCCUCGCUGAUCGGGAUAAUGCCGAACACAGUAUCCAAGCGGAGACACACGGCAUUACCGCCAUUGACAUGGUGAUAUGCAAUUUGUAUCCGUUUGAGGCAACCGUCGCCAAGCCCGAUGUAACGCUCCCCGAAGCGAUUGAGAACAUUGACAUCGGGGGUCCGACGAUGAUUCGCGCCGCCGCAAAAAAUUAUAAGCAUGUUGCUGUCCUCACAGAGGCAAGCCAAUACUCCCAAAUUAUCGCCGAUUUAGAUGCAAACGACGGUUGCCUUUCGGAAGAGAGGCGAUUUGAACUCGCAAAAAAGGCGUUUGCCCAUACCGCACAAUAUGACACCGCAAUCGCCGCCUAUCUCGCUAACGUAGAUUCACAACCGGACGAAUUCGCCACUGACCUGACGCUCCGUUUCAAGAAGGAGUGUACACUGCGCUAUGGCGAAAACCCGCAUCAACGCGCUGCUUUCUACAAAACUAAAACCCGCCCAGGCGCGUCCGCCGCGUGGGCAAACCAACUCAGUGGACAGCCACUCUCCUUCAAUAACCUCCUCGAUUUAGAGGCUGCCUUAGAGAUUGUUAAGGACUUCGAGACUCCUACUUGCGCCAUCAUCAAACAUAAUAACCCGUGUGGACUUGCGACGGCUGACAACCUGCAAGAUGCCUUCGCGAACGCAUUGGAAUGCGAUCGGACCUCUGCCUUCGGUUCGAUCGUCGGGUUAAAUCGGAGAGUGACAAUCCAAACCGCAAAUAUCAUUCGCGAAGCCGCAAGCGCGGGUGUGAAAAUUGACGCAAUUAUCGCACCAAGUUAUACCGAAAAGGCACUGCAAGCAUUGUCUCGUGUUAAACGCCGACCGAUUCUUGAAGCUGGAUCGUUCUCGACUGAGGAACCUGUCUUGCAGAUUCGCAAUAUUACCGGUGGUAUGCUGGUCCAAGACCCAGAUGUCCACGACUUAGAUGCUAACGAUUUAGAGGUGGUAACCUCUCGUGCGCCAACGGAAGCAGAGACAGAAUCCCUCCUUUUUGCGUGGAAAGCAUGCAAACAUGUCAAAUCGAAUUGCAUCCUGCUUGCCAACGGCCCGCAAAGCGUCGGUAUUGGCGCGGGUCAGAUGAGUCGAGUGGAUGCGGCUAUUAUCGCUAUCCGGAAGGCGGGUGAAAAGGCAAAGGGAGCAGUGUUAGCCUCAGAUGCCUACUUCCCAUUCCCUGACGGUGUCGAGAUUGCCGGUGAGGCGGGCAUCAGUGCCAUCAUUCAACCCGGUGGUUCCGUCAAUGACGCUCCUGUAAUUGAGACGGCGGACGCUUACGGCAUGGCGAUGGUGCUGACAGGCGUCCGACAUUUCCGGCAUUAG
This is a messenger RNA of Geodia barretti, 1566 nucleotides long. Lineage: Eukaryota; Metazoa; Porifera; Demospongiae; Tetractinellida; Geodiidae. The record is from the annotation of a GenBank genome assembly.